Macroventuria anomochaeta is the source of this 1205-nucleotide messenger RNA. RefSeq names its product NAD-binding Rossmann fold oxidoreductase family protein. Lineage: Eukaryota; Fungi; Ascomycota; Dothideomycetes; Pleosporales; Didymellaceae. The coding region runs from base 1 to 1143 and encodes 380 amino acids. The transcript is spliced from 2 exons. The record is from RefSeq and is a predicted model, not a curated record. Gene Ontology annotation, molecular function: nucleotide binding.
AUGACAGACCAAAAGCGGAUCGGACUCAUCGGGCUCUCAGCCAAAGGCUCAUGGGCGUCCCGGUCUCACCUGCCGUAUCUGCAGCAAACAUCGCUCUACAAGAUUACAGCUCUUCAAAACAGCUCCAAGGCAUCCGCUCAGGCCGCCGCAAAAGAGUUCUUCUUGGACGACGUUGCAACUUACGCUGAUCCCUCUGCAAUCGCAUCCGAUCCGAAUGUCGACAUCGUAGCUGUCAGCGUCAACGUUCCUGAGCACUACGCUCUCACCAAGCCUGCUCUUGAGGCUGGCAAGGAUGUGUUCGUCGAAUGGCCGCUGGCUCGCAACCUUGCUGAAGCCGAAGAGCUUACGCAGUUAGCGAAAGACAAGGGUGUCAGGACGAUGAUUGGCCUGCAAGCACGCCAGAACCCAUCAGUUGUGAAGGCCAAAGAAAUUGUAGAGUCGGGGAAGCUUGGCAAGAUUCUAACCACCACCAUGUUUGGACAUGGCAUGAUAUUUGGUCCUACAAUUCAUGAAGGCUUCUUAUACGGCCUACCCAUCGAGGCGGGCGCAAACCUGCUCACUAUUCCAUUCGGCCAUGCUGUGGACGCAUUGUGUUACGUUCUUGGCGAGAUCAAAGACAUCUCAGCUACUCUUGCAAACCUCCUUCCCAAGCUCGACUUAGUUGGCAAGGACGGCAAGCCUGCAGGCAAGGUCAAGAAGACAGCACACGAUCAUGUCAGUAUCACAGGACAGCUUGAGAACGGCGGUGGUGUCGUUAAUGUGACCUACGCUGGUGGUCUUUCGCGCAGCAAUCGAGACUUUUACUGGGAGAUCAUCGGUACGGAAGGCACCCUGGUGCUAGAGGGACCGACGAUGGGCGGACACGUUCAAAUGUACCAGCCCACAAUCAAGCUUGCGAGAUCUGAUCCACAAGUGGCCUUGUAUGGCGCAACAUCAGACGCAAAGCAAGAACUGGAGGCUGUCGAGGUCGAGAAGGCGUCCGAGAUGUCGUUCAACGUGGGCAGAGCAUGGGAUGCCUGGGCCGGUGUCGGGCUGGACAAAGGUCAUCACGUGACAACGUUCGAGAACGCCCUUUUAAGGCACAAGAUGAUCGAUGCCAUAUAUCGAAGUGCAGAAAAGGGCACAAGGGAAAACUACGUGUAGGCUGCAGAGACGUGUGAGUUAACAAUCGACGUUGAUGAGGCUCUUCGAUGGUCCGAAUGCCG